Molecule: messenger RNA, 1180 nt
Organism: Aspergillus glaucus CBS 516.65
Lineage: Eukaryota; Fungi; Ascomycota; Eurotiomycetes; Eurotiales; Aspergillaceae
Product: exosome non-catalytic core subunit RRP45
Exons: 3
Coding region: 23-901 (292 amino acids)
Biological process (GO): U5 snRNA 3'-end processing; U4 snRNA 3'-end processing; nuclear polyadenylation-dependent mRNA catabolic process
Cellular component (GO): cytoplasmic exosome (RNase complex); nuclear exosome (RNase complex)
Source: RefSeq, a predicted model, not a curated record
CCGGGGGUCUGCCUCCGCCAUCAUGAACAAGGAAGCACUGUUGUCGAUUGCCGAGCGCGAUUUUAUUCUCAAUGCGCUGCGCGAGGAUGUGCGCCUGGACGGCCGGGGGCUGGACCAGCUGCGUCCGCUGAAGGUUUCGUUUGGAGAGGAGUAUGGGCAUGUGAAGGUGCAAUUGGGGAAAACUACUUUGAUUAUUCGCAUCUCGUCCGAAGUCACGAAACCUCGCGAUGACCGUCCGUUCGAUGGCGUUUUUACAAUUGCGCUGGAACUCUCGGCAAUGGGCUCUCCGGCGUGGGAUAAUGGGCGUCAAGGAGACCUCGAGACAUACGUGACCAACGUCGUUGACCGUGUAGUACGACACUCGAAUGCGCUCGACACCGAAUCGCUGUGUAUCCUCAAAGGCGUGAGCUGCUGGAGUAUCCGAGCCGAUGUUCACGUGGUCGACUACGAUGGUAACUUGAUUGACGCCGCCUGCAUCGGUGUCAUGGCUGGUCUGCAGCACUUCCGUCGUCCGGACGCCGUCGUUAAAGACGGUCAGGUUGUCGUCUACGGUAUCGACGAACGACUCCCAGUUGCCCUCAACAUCACACACAAGCCGCUCUCUGUCACCUUCCACACAUUCGAUGAAGGCAAGCGGGUGAUUCUCGAUGCGACACGGAAGGAAGAACAGGCGUCGGAGGCAGACGUGGUGAUUGGUAUGAAUAGCGCAGGAGAUGUUUGCUACGUCUCAAAGUUCUCAGGAGCACCGGUUGAUGCGAUUGUGUUCGUGGCCAAGUCGACUGUCGCGCUGGAGAAGGUGAAGGAGAUUAAUGGCAUUAUCGACAAGGCGUUACAGGCGGAUUUGGCGAAACGGACAGAUACUGGAAUGGUUGAAGCAUCACGAGCGGAGAAUGACCGGUGAUGGAGCCGGAUAUGAGACGAAUCAAAAGUCGCUAUACAAAUGUAUGAUAUGCCACGAUAAUGUUUCUAUGUAGAACACUUUCAUCCUUCGAUAUCUAUGGUCUUUCCGGGUCAUUUCUCCGUAAUGCGUUGUAGGUUCGCACCGCCAUAGCUUGCAUGCAGAUUCGUAUGAAAAACCCCAAUACAAUUGAGUAUAGACAAUUUUACCUGCUGAAUCCAAAUAUCUCUAUUCCAUUCUCUCAAAUUUUCACUUAUAAAUACUGUGGCUCUUCUAUUUUCG